AAAAAGCUCAAAGAAUAACCAAUUUCCCGGCCAAAAACUCACUGAAAUGGCCUCUAGACGUCAGGACUAUAUUUUUCGUGUAAGAUAUCAAAAUAAGCUUCCACUACCUCCAUUCUUUCCUAAGAUGCUUAACAUACCGAUUCCGCUGAAUAAUUACACUAAAACCUCAUAUCUAUCAAGUCUGAUCCAAGAACAGCCGAUUGAUAUAGAGUUAGACCCAGAACUGGGGAUACCAUUGGACUUAAGCAUGAUUUCGAAUGUUUUUGAAGGAAUAUAUGAUAAUAUGCAUAAGGAACCUAAAGAUGUAAAAUUGGAUCCUAAAGAUGUAGUAUUAUUGAAGGAAGUAUCAUCUGUAUCUCAGCGAAAUUCAGCAGGAGUAUCAUUUCUGAGACGAACAGAGUAUAUUUCAUCAGAAAGUGCUAAAACAGCAGUGAAACCGAAAGCUUUUGAUCCACGAUUUGUUAAAUCAGCAGAAUUAACAAAUGAAAAACUUGAAGAUCCAGAAAAACAAGUAGUAGCGAUUGAAACGACGUUUAAAGAGGCAUCUAAGAACUGGUUAUCAUUUACACAUCCACAUAAGAAGAAUUUGACGGUGGUUGAUUCAUUUCCUAUAUUUCCUAAUAUAAAUAUUUCGGAUCAACAGUUUUUAUUGAUGAAAUUUACAACAGAUCCUGAACAAAAGAACAUAUCAUCACAAAUGUCGAAUGAUGGCUGCUCAGAUUUAGCAUUAUUCAUGCCAGUCUCAGGAAGAGGAGAAGAAUGGUUAGCCUAUUAUUUACCUGAACAGGAAUCGUAUAAUGAACUAAAAGAAACACUUAAGAACCAAGAUUUCGAAAAGAACAAGUCGCCUUUUAUAUAUAAUCAUGUUCAUGAUUAUGAUACAACUAUGCAUAUUAAUUCAACACCUCUGGAUGAAAUAGCACUUGUGUUUAGGAAUGAUCCAAAAACGAAACUGAAAUCUGCAUUUUAUUCACCUAUUUAUGCAAAAUCCACAUUAAAAAGGCGAAGAUCAAAGAUUCCAAAUGGAAUGAUUAAAAACUUGAGUGUUUCAAAUAUAGAAUUAAAGCUUCGACCUUUAAAUGAAGAAGAAAGUAGAGAAAAGAAGAAGCACUGUUCCAUGCUUGAUAUACACAAUUGUUUUAGUGAAGAAUGAUUAAGAGAAAACGAAGAUAUAAACAUAAAACAUAACGUGCUGAAUU
Pneumocystis carinii B80 is the source of this 1199-nucleotide messenger RNA. RefSeq lists its product as hypothetical. Gene Ontology annotation, cellular component: Cdc73/Paf1 complex. NCBI's taxonomy places the organism in Eukaryota, Fungi, Ascomycota, Pneumocystomycetes, Pneumocystales, Pneumocystaceae. Gene Ontology annotation, biological process: transcription elongation by RNA polymerase II. The record is from RefSeq and is a predicted model, not a curated record. The transcript has 5 exons. Bases 47 to 1153 code for a protein of 368 amino acids. Gene Ontology annotation, molecular function: RNA polymerase II complex binding; chromatin binding.